AUGAAUCUGAAGACGCUAAUACUUCACGAUCUGAACGAAGAGGUUGCCCUGGGGGGGAUGAAUUCCGGUCAGUACCGGAGCAAUACCCCUAAUCUCGAGUACAUUACCAUGCCUAUCGUUGCGCCCAUCGGGAGUCCCAAACGUCUCGCCCAAGAGAUGGUCCGGUGCUGUCCUAAACUAAAAGGCGUCGAACAAGUGUAUGGGAUCGAGGGCGUGGAGAUCUGGGAGACCAUGUUGUGGCUCUUAGAGGCGCUCCCCGAGAAUCAGCUUUGGAACAUAGUGGAGCGCUUGGAGGUCCAAUGGUCGAUGAGGAGAGAUACCCGACAACAGCUAUGUCUCGAGCUGGGGGAUUCUGUUCAAGUUCCUUGGGCUUGUACCGGACUGAAGGACUUGACAUUCACAGUCGCCAUCCCGGACCAGCCAUUGCACCAACCUCCUGACGGCGUCGUAUCCUACUACAACCGAGCAUCCCCAACAACACUGUCUGAGGCAGAGACACAUCAAUUUGGGUUACUCGAGGUGCUCUACCGCCAGAUCGGCGCGCUGACAGAGUUGCACACCCUCGAUUUACGCGCCAUCUUCUACGACCCACAAGACCAUCGCCCACUAACAAAGACCACCGCCAAAUCUUCUUCCCAGGCUUCCUAA
This is a messenger RNA of Linnemannia hyalina, 648 nucleotides long. NCBI's taxonomy places the organism in Eukaryota, Fungi, Mortierellomycota, Mortierellomycetes, Mortierellales, Mortierellaceae. The record is from the annotation of a GenBank genome assembly.